Symbiodinium sp. CCMP2456 is the source of this 1287-nucleotide messenger RNA. NCBI's taxonomy places the organism in Eukaryota, Dinophyceae, Suessiales, Symbiodiniaceae. The record is from the annotation of a GenBank genome assembly.
AUGACGAAGGACAUCAGCCUCAAGGCCGCCUGCGCCGAUUCUUUCUACUACCCGCAGGAAUGGAAACCUUCGAGAGGUUCUUUGGAUCACUUCCAGCGGAAGAGAGGCUUCGAGCAUCACUUCGGCAAGGAGCGAACGAAGAACCUGAGCAAGGGAGUGCUAUUGAUUCGCUUCGAGAUGCCUUUUACAGUUCAAUGUUUGAGGUGUGGCCUGUACAUUCGCCAGGGCACACGAUACAAUGCGGACAAGAAGAAGGUCGGAAUGUACUUCUCGACCCCGCUUUACGAGUUCUCCAUGAAUUGUGGCAACAUCGUCAGCCCAGAACGGUCGGCCAACGGGCGGGCACACUGCAACCAACGGCUGGUCAUCCGUACCGAUCCCAAGAACGACGAUUACGAGUUGGCGGAGGGGCUUCGUCGAAAAAUCGAAGCUUGGGAUAACAAGGACUCCGAGACAUUGGAGCUUGUGGAUCCAGAAACUCGGAGACAAAUGGAAGCUGACCCUAUGUUCCGAGUGGAGAAGACGACACGAGACAUGCAGAAGGAGCGAAACGACAAGGCGCGCUUGUCGGACCUUCAGGACCUCCAAGACGAGCGCGAGGAUUCCUACGGAUGGAACAGUGUUUUGCGGAAAGCACAUCGACUUCGACGGAAGGAGGAAGAAAGGCAAGCGGAGGUGGAGCGGCUCGCGGGCAAGCCGAACUUUGGAGUGCCACUGGCUCCUACCUCCGAUGAAGACCGCCUUCAGGCGAAAGCCGUGGAGUACAGGACGGAUCACGACAAGAUCGAGGUCUCAGCCAGGAGAAGUUCCCUCAUGGCCAAACCUGUCUUAGAGCAGGGUUUCCACAAGAAAGCAUUGCGUGUGGCAGCACUGGUGGGGAAAAGGAAGCGACUGCAGCAAAGCUCCCGAAUGGCAUCGAACCUACGAGCGCUGCCGAAAGCUUGUGCAGCAGACGCCAUGACCUGGGCCGCGCCUCGUGGGCCUGCGCCGUCUGCGCGCUCCCGAAAGUGGAAGCUGCAGCAAAAUGACACGGCUGUGCUUGUCGGGGCCUUGCUGGUGCCCGGGGCGGCUGCCUUUAGCGCUGCUGUGCAUACCACGCUUCUUGACCUUGAGCAAUUCGGGAUUCCCUCGGUUCAAAGUGCACAGCUCCUGGCGUCCAAGCCGCCUGUGCUGAGAGAGCUGCGCAGAGGCCUUGUGCAAGGCAAGAAGAUCCAGUCACGAUAUGAAGUGAAUGUCGCAGCUAUUGUCUUAGUCCAGUUUGGCACUGACCGAGCGAAACUGCAUUAA